UGAGUAAGUACUUAACCCGAAUUUAGAGUGAAUUGUGACUCGAUAAGUUGUGGCCUGACUCAUAUCAUACCAAUUACGUAAAUCCUCAUCACGGGACGGAUUCACUUUCUGCAUCCUCCGGAACUAUUGUUUGCCAAUUAAUUAAAGGUACAAGACAGAUUUCUAAAAAUAUGGGGUCUCGUGGUGGUAGUAAAUUGUACUUGUUACCGCUCGGUGUAGCGAUCAUCUUCCCACUCACGUUUAUCAUCACAUUUUCUGUCGCAAUCUCGAAAAAUCAUGUUAACUUUUUCUUCUCUUACAUUUCCGACACGGGCGCAAUUCCCCAGGAAAGCUUGAUAUUUGCCCAACUUCUCAACAUUGCCGGAGUUUUGAUCGGAUUAUCGGCCUAUGUCAGAUUCAAACAGGUUGAAACCUUUAUCAAGACGGAGGGCAAAAACUCGUCCAAGUCGUCGCCGAAUUUAGGAAAAUUUAACAAAAUUGGGAUAAUUUUUGGCAUGAUUUGUGCCUUGGGGUCCAGCGUUGUGGGAAUUUUUAAUGAAAAGGAUCAGAUUUUUAUACACGUGGUGGGAGCAUGGAUGGCGUUUGGUGGGGGCUCGGUCUACUUUAUUUUCCAGGCACUGAUCUCAUUCCAAAUGGUACCACUUUUUGGGACGAAGGCGUUAGCAGGGUUUCGCAUGGUGCUUGGAUGUGUGUGCUUAUCUCUUUUCUUGAUAAGUUUCAUGACCGGAGUUAUGGCCACGAACAACUGGGUGGAGACUGGAAAUAACAAGAUAAUGUUGAAAUGGCUUCCGGAAAAUGGUGGUUGGGCUUAUCGUGUCACAUCCGUAACGACAGAAUGGAUAAUGGCUGCACUACUGGACAUUUAUUUCAUAACUUUAAUCGACGAUUUUAGAAAGAUUCGCUACGAAACACCAAAGUUCUCUUUCAUCACCACGGACAAUCGACGAAAUGGAGCCGGUGUCCACAUGGACCGCAUUGGAUCCGACGAUGUUUAAGCUCAUGGCGAAAAUAUUUAUUCCGAAAAUGUACAAUUAUUGGACUUUUGUAGUAAAAUAAAAACGUUUAAUUUAGUACCGUUA
Messenger RNA from Folsomia candida, 1079 nucleotides. RefSeq names its product DNA damage-regulated autophagy modulator protein 2. The record is from RefSeq and is a predicted model, not a curated record. The transcript is spliced from 7 exons. Bases 171 to 995 code for a protein of 274 amino acids. NCBI's taxonomy places the organism in Eukaryota, Metazoa, Arthropoda, Collembola, Entomobryomorpha, Isotomidae.